This is a messenger RNA of Saccharomyces mikatae IFO 1815, 3141 nucleotides long. RefSeq names its product Aly2p (gene ALY2). Gene Ontology annotation, molecular function: protein-macromolecule adaptor activity; ubiquitin protein ligase binding. Gene Ontology annotation, biological process: ubiquitin-dependent endocytosis. NCBI's taxonomy places the organism in Eukaryota, Fungi, Ascomycota, Saccharomycetes, Saccharomycetales, Saccharomycetaceae. The coding region runs from base 1 to 3141 and encodes 1046 amino acids. The record is from RefSeq and is a predicted model, not a curated record. The transcript has a single exon. Gene Ontology annotation, cellular component: cytosol; cytoplasm.
AUGCCCAUGGACCAGUCUAUCUCAUCGCCAUUGUUUCCAAUGGAAAAGGAUAUUGAUAUUCCCCUUGGUGCUACACCUCUGGCACAAAGCUCAUCAUUGCAGUUAUUUAUUCAUUUAGCGGAGCCAGUUGUUUUCCUUCAAGGGUUUGACCCUCAAAGGACGGAGUAUCCCUCAGUUGUUCUUCGGGGUUGUCUAGUGGUUAGGAUACUGAAACCCACAAAGCUCAAAAGCAUCAAUCUCUCAUUUAAAGGUUAUUCCAGGACUGAAUGGCCUGAGGGUAUUCCGCCUAAAAGACAAGAAUUUGUGGAGAUCAAAGAUAUUGUAGACCAUACAUGGGCUCUAUACCCGCCAACUGAGCAGAAGGGCAAGAAGAAGAUGAGUGCUUUCGCAUCUUAUGAUAGCAAUAAUGCAACUAGUAAUUUUUUGAUGAAAGAAAGCGGUGCCUCUCUUUAUCGAACGCUAUCUGAGAAUGACACCCCAACAAGCAGAAAAAACUCCAUAUCAGGCUUAUCUUCUUUGAACUUAUCGCCUUUAGGUACACCCGGAAACUCCUCAGUCAAUGUGAGAGAUAGAGAAAGUAGACAGAGAUCUAGAUCUUCGUCGGCGACUUCCUCGACUGCCCCUUCAAGAAACCUAUCCCCGAUAAAUUUGCUGAAAAGAGCCACGUCUCCCUCCGUUUCGCAUCACAACUACAAGCCUACUACCACUUCUAUCUUGUCUGACUUGUUGAAUAACACCUUUACUCAUAAUGACCCAGUUUAUCACCACAACCAUCAUACACCCACCAAUAGCAGUCAUAUGGCAAUAACAAGCAAUAACUUCACCAGCGGGUCUGGUGGAGACUUUUUCGUCUUUCAACCAGGCGAUUAUAUUUAUGCUUUUGAAGAGUUGAUUCCUCAAGAAUAUCCUGAAUCCGUUAAGGCUGAUUUUGGGUUUGUAGAAUAUUUCUUAUAUGCUAAUAUAGAAAGAUCUGGUGCUUUUAAAUCAAAUAUUAGUGGCCGUGAAGUGGUUAAAAUUGUGCGGACACAGGCUCAUAAUUCUGUGGAAGAAAGUGAACCAAUUAUCAUAUCCAGAGAUUGGGAAAAUCAAUUAUACUAUGAUAUCGUUAUAGCUUCCAAAGACAUUAUUCUAGAUGCUUUUCUACCUAUCACAUUCAAAUUCGCCCCUCUUGAUAAAGUCACGCUGCAUAGAAUUAGAAUUUACGUGACAGAGACAAUGGAAUACUACUGCAGGGAUAAGAAAGUUCAUAGAAUGGAGCCCACUAAGAAGUUUUUGUUGACAGAACAAAAAGGUCCUAAAUUACCGAACUUGCCCAAUGAUGCAAAUUUAUCAAAAGCAAAAAACAUGGGAAAUUUGUUGCAGGAUUCAAAAAAUGGAGACUUGGUUAAUAAAGAGUACGAAUACCAAAUUUUCAUUCCGAGCCGUUUCAAUAACCAUCAACAACUACAUCCAGAUACUUCAUAUGAAAACAUCAAAGCGAAUCAUUGGAUUAAAAUCUGUUUAAGACUGUCCAGGGUGGUAGAUAAUAAAAGAAAGCAUUACGAGAUUAGUAUCGAUUCUCCAAUACAUGUGUUGCAUAGAUUAUGUUCUCAUGCAAAUACUCUUCUGCCAAGCUAUGAUGGCCAUACUACGAUUUUUUCCAAAGAAACAGACUCUUCUAUUUCUUCAAUAUUGGAGUCAUCAGGAGAUAACGUAGACCUAUAUCAUAAUUCUAACAUAUUCUUUCCUAAAGAAGUUCUUUCUUCACCAGUACUUUCACCCAACGUUCAACCUUUGGACAUUUUAAUACCACACUUGCCUUCCACCUCAUUGAACAGAAGCUCCAGACAAUUUAGUAGGAGCUCAAAAUCCCAUUCGAAUGAUAACGCUAUUUUCAACUCCGCUAAAUUAAAAUCCAAUAUAUAUCAACCAGAGACUCUGCAAAGAGAAUUGGCAUCACCACAAGCUAUCCCACUUUCACCAAUAACUUCACCAAUGUCAAACAUGGAAAUACCUCCACCAGAUUUCGACUUUUCUUCUGACCUAGUAUCUGAUGCCGCAUCUGGAACUACUACCACUGAAUUAUCGUCGUCUGAGUCGAAUACCCUACCAAAGGAUCCACCCUCUUAUACGGAAACUGUAUUGCACGACAACAAUCAAAAAAGGAGACCUAAUUCCAGACACCCGACAUCUCCAAUUCUAAAGGCUUCUCACUCCAGUAAACAUUUGGAUAAUAAUCUUCCAGAAAGUGUCAACAAAAACGAAUCAACGCCAAGGAUAGAAGAAAAUAUAUAUAGAAAGGAUUCCACUCCCAAGAAGAGGGAGAAUAGAGAAGUAAAAAGUUUUUCAACCUCACAAUACGUGGAAGGGAAGGAUUCCACACCUAACAGGAAUCAGAGUAACGAAAAGAACAGAAAAAGAGUAUUGAGUUUGUCGACUCCGAUACACAGCUCACCAAAUAAUAAUGGGUUUGCUCAUUCAGGUUUAGGAAACCUAAGCAAUGAUUCAUUACGAUCAUUAGGUAAAAGAGAAGGUGUCCAGGACAAUUUACCGUCCACAGUAAGACACGACAACCCUUUUUUCACCGAUUUGAAUCAGAUUCUGAUAGAGGACGAACUCAAAAAUAAUAAUAAAAACGAACUAAGUCGAAAUCAUACAAAUACUUCGAGCACUCCUGCCUCGGCUAGAUCAUCUUUUGAUUAUUCAGGUGUAAAUAUAAGCAAGGACAAAUUAACCAUGGAACCAUUGCUGAGUAAAACAGAGACGUUAACUAAUAAAGUAAAUGACGAAUCUUUUCUGAGGCCAAAUGAUUCCUACGUCGACCUACUCGAACCAUCAGUGGAUACUACAAUUGACAUUACGGCACCGUACGCUAGGAAUUCCUCUGCAUGGCAUCCUUCACAGAAUGAUAAUGAUAACAACCAAAUUUCUCCACUUUUGAGAGGUAACGAGAUUUUUCUAAAUGGAAUCAAUGCACACAAUUCUGUUGAAUCAGAUCAUAUGAAUGAUAUUACCACACAGGGCUCAGGGUUAACAGAAAGCUCUAAAAAUUCGGACUCUGAAGAAAGAUUCAUUUCAAGGCUUUCUUCACCAGAGAAAUUAUUGAUCAAUACCUUGGAUAACGAAUCUGGGCUACAAAGUAUAAAUGAAAGUACACUUUAA